GUCAACCCAUUUUUUAAUUGUUAUUUUUGUUUUUGUUGUUGUUGUCUUUCUCCUUCAUCCUUGUCUCUUUGUCCGCGAUGUUCUGCUUAACGUAGGACAACAGUUAUAUCCAUACUAUACUUGUCUGUGAGGGCCUAUGUCUUGUCUAAAGCCUCUAUGAGCCAUGUUCCUACUUUAUACUUGACAUGUACGGAGAUUUCCGAAAUGUUCGAAGCAGUCAUGUUUUGCCAGACUGCAAAUCCCGUCUUUUUACCAACAUGUUUGUGGCUCAUUUACAGUUCUAUACAACCUUAUAAGAGUCGUUUUGUCCCCUGAUAACAUUGGAAGCCGAUACUUAUCGCGAAGAAA
This is a messenger RNA of Aspergillus caelatus, 348 nucleotides long. RefSeq lists its product as uncharacterized. NCBI's taxonomy places the organism in Eukaryota, Fungi, Ascomycota, Eurotiomycetes, Eurotiales, Aspergillaceae. The record is from RefSeq and is a predicted model, not a curated record. The coding region runs from base 157 to 315 and encodes 52 amino acids. The transcript has a single exon.